Messenger RNA from Onthophagus taurus, 663 nucleotides. The record is from RefSeq and is a predicted model, not a curated record. NCBI's taxonomy places the organism in Eukaryota, Metazoa, Arthropoda, Insecta, Coleoptera, Scarabaeidae.
CUUUAGUCGAGUAAUCUCACCAGUUAUAAUCGCAUUGUUUAAACCUUCGUCUCGAUUUUUUUAAGACAAAAAUGUUAUCUUUUCAAGACGUUGUAAUGAGGUAUAUUCCAGAACAAUUCGAAUCGACAAUGAAUACGCGUUUAAUACAACUAUCCAAAACCGAUUCUGUCUACGAAAGCAUAGUUUGGAAACAUCUUAGUGUACAUCAAAAACGAACCGUAACGAGAAUCGAAAAAGUAUGGUGUCCAUCACUUUACGGGUGGUAUUUAAUGAAAAAAGCCGAAUAUCAAAGUCGUGGUUUUAGACAUUGCGAGAAAAGGUUGCUGCAUGUGACCGGAGCUAGUAACGUUAAGUCGAUUUUGCGUUCGAAUUUGAAUUGGAGGCGAGUGACUCGUUAUAGAUUUGGAAGAGGUGUUAGUUUUUCUGAUGAUGCAGACUACGCGGAUACCUAUGCAGCUAGGGCGAUUGGUUCACAGCGUGCAAUGAUUAUAGCUGAUGUUUUGGUGGGGAAUACUGCAAAAGGGGGAUCUUACACCGAUUUUCUACCUGAAGGUAUUGAUACUGCCACUGGAAAUGGUCGCGUAUACGUCAAAUUUCAUGAUGAUGAAUUUAUACCAAAAUACAUUGUUUAUUACACUCACUGAUUUAAUUAUUAAUUUUCAU